AUUAUCCCGAUGCGUUCUUCGUUCUCGUACUUUGGAACAGGCCAGCAAGCAAAUUUUCCGGGGAGUCGGGUGGGACCGACGGCUCAAUUGGCAUGGGCAUUCUUGCGAAAGGAUAUUCCGAAGCAAAUAACUGAGACCUACCGCAGUGUGAAGGAUCGCCCGCUUGUAUACUACACGGCUUGAGAUAGCCCGCCAUGGCUACCAAGCAGGACCAAACCCUCCUAAACGGCUUUGGGACUAAAAUAUCCCAGGUUGAAAAGGUUAUUUCAGCAUCUUUACGGCCAUUGCCUACGACGACGGGCGAUGGGACAUACGUCACUGAGCAGGUGCAGACAGGGUUCAUCAAGGACCUUGGCCAUGUUGACCUUGACAACAUCAAGGCCAUUUUGGAGAUUGUUAAAGAUACUGCAACAGGGGAGCCGCUCAAUGAUAGACACUAUAUCAUGGAGCGGGUGAUUCAACUCGCUUCCGGCCUACCUUCUACCUCGCGGAAUGCGAAGACCUUGACAAACACCUUCCUCAAACAACUUUGGAACGACCUGGAGCACCCGCCAGUCUCCUAUCUCGGUUCAGACUACGUGUAUCGGCAAGCGGACGGCUCAGGCAAUAACUACUUAUGGCCCCACAUUGGUGCUGCUGGCUCUCACUAUGCCAGAUCUGUGCGCCCAACGACUAUGCAAUCUCCUUCUCUCCCAGAGGCCGAGACCCUUUUUGCCUCUCUUUUAGAGCGGAAGGAUUAUAAGGAGCACCCAAACAAGAUCUCAAGCAUCUUGUUCUACCUUGCGUCUAUUAUUAUUCACGAUCUUUUCCAAACGGACCGCAAAGAUUAUACCGUGAGCUUGACCUCUUCUUACCUGGAUCUCUCGCCACUUUACGGCAACAAUCAAGACGAGCAAAAUCAAGUAAGGACUUUCAAGGAUGGAAGAUUGAAGCCGGACUGCUUCUCGAGCAAACGUAUCCUGGGCUUUCCUCCAGGUGUCGGCGUCCUUCUGAUCAUGUUCAAUCGGUUCCAUAAUUAUGUGGCCGAGAACUUGGCUACCAUCAAUGAGGGUGGCCGCUUCACUAAACCAGAUGAGUCAAAUGCUAAAGCAUAUGCGAAAUACGACAACGACCUCUUCCAGACUGCCCGGCUGGUGACCUGCGGUCUGUAUAUCAACAUCAUAUUGAAAGACUACGUCCGCACGAUCUUGAACAUCAAUCGAACAGACAGCACUUGGAGCUUAGAUCCUCGCGCAGAGAUGCAAGAUGGUCUUCUUGGCGAGGCACCGGCACAGGCAACUGGCAAUCAGGUUUCUGCUGAGUUCAACCUCGUAUAUCGCUGGCACUCUUGUAUCUCCAAACGUGAUGAAAAAUGGACGCAGGAUAUGUAUCGCGAGCUGUUCCCCGGGAAGGAACCGGAGCACAUUUCUUUACGAGAGUUUCUGCGAGGGGUUGGUCAGUGGGAAGCUCGCCUACCGGCAGAACCUUCAGAGCGCCCAUUUGCUGGGUUACAGCGCAAGGAAGACGGGUCAUUGGACGAAGGUGAACUCGCCAAGCUGUUUGCAGACAGUGUUGAGGACUGCGCAGGUGCCUUUGGGGCAUCGAAUGUUCCUUCAGUCUUCCGCAACAUUGAAGCCCUGGGCAUCAUGCAGGCCCGUUCCUGGAACUUAGCCACAUUGAACGAGUUCCGGAAAUACUUCAAUCUCACUCCUUACAAGACAUUUGAGGAGAUCAACUCUGACCCAUAUAUCUCCGGUCAGCUCAAGAGGCUGUACGAGCAUCCCGACCUGGUGGAGAUCUACCCAGGCAUUAUUGUGGAAGACGCGAAAGAGUCGACAAUCCCUGGAAGCGGUUUGUGUACUAACUACACAAUAUCGAGAGCUAUCCUCUCCGAUGCCGUGGCAUUGGUCCGCGGUGAUCGUUUCUACACUGUUGACUAUACGCCGAAAAAUCUCACGAACUGGGCAUACAAAGAGAUCCAAUACCAGGACACUGUCGAUCAAGGACAUGUUUUUUACAAGCUUGUCUUGCGUGCAUUCCCCAACACCUUUGCCGGUAACUCCGUCUAUGCUCAUUUUCCUCUUGUCAUUCCAUCCGAGAACGAAAAGAUUCUUAAGGAUUUGGGUCGGUUUGACGACUACAGCUGGGACCGGCCCAGUCUCACCUUACCUCCUCAAUUCAUCUCCUCGAACGCCGCUUGCAUGGCUAUCCUCAGCGAUCAAGAGACUUUCAAGGUUACAUGGGGCAAGAAGAUUGAGUUUCUUAUGCGUCACAAUAGCCAACCUCACGGUCGGGACUUCAUGCUGUCCGGAGACAAACCACCAAAUGCUGCGUCCCGGAGGAUGAUGGGAACAGCUCUCUACCGUGACAAGUGGGAGAGUGAGACUAAAAGGUUCUACGAGAACAUCACUUUGAAACUUUUGCAUCAGCAUUCCUAUCAGAUAGCAGGUGUCAAUCAGGUCGAUAUUGUUCGCGAUGUCGCCAAUCUCGCGCAGGUUCAUUUCUGCGCGAAUGUGUUCUCUCUGCCGUUAAAGACCUCAUCGAACCCAAGGGGUGUUUUUACCGAGCAAGAGCUUUAUGAGAUUAUGGCUCUUGUGUUCGCGUCGAUCUUCUACGACGCAGAUGUUGGAAAGUCGUUCGAGCUUAAUCAAGGUGCACGGAGCGUGACGCAGCAGCUCGGAGAGCUCACGAUGGCCAAUGUCGAUUUUGUCAGGAAUGCUGGUUACAUUCAGAGCCUGGUUCACAGUCUGCAUCGGCAUGAUAUUCUAAGCGAAUAUGGUACUCACAUGAUCCAGCGCCUGCUCGAAAGUCAGAUUUCUCCGGUAGAAAUCGUUUGGACUCACAUUCUGCCGACUGCGGGCGGAAUGGUCGCCAACCAGGCCCAACUCUUCUCGCAAUGUCUUGACUACUAUUUGUCAGAAGAGGGCUCAGUUCAUCUGCCAGAGAUCAAUCGGCUUGCUAAGGAAGAUACACCUGAAGCCGAUGACCUAUUGCUAAGAUACUUCAUGGAAGGUGCUCGUCUGCGCUCCUCCGUGGCCUUGCCACGUUAUGUAGCAAAGCCUACGGUGAUUGAAGAUGCCGGGAAGAAAUUGACAUUGAAGUCCGGCCAGUUGGUGUAUUGCAACUUGGUUGCCGCUUCCAGGGAUCCCGUCUGUUUUCCGGAGCCCGAGACGGUCAGGCUUGACCGUGACAUGAGCGCAUAUGCUCACUUCGGAUGGGGACCGCACCAAUGUCUUGGCAUGAGUCUCUGCAAGCUUGCACUCACGACUAUGUUUAAGGUUGUAUGCGGCUUGAAUGGUCUCCGACGUGCUCCUGGCCCUCAAGGCCAGUUAAAGAAGAUCCCAAGCCACGGAGGGAUAACUAUUUACAUGACUGCCGAUCAGAGCAGUUUCUGGCCCUUCCCUUCCACAAUGAAGAUCCAGUGGGACGGAGAGCUGCCGCCUCUUGCAAUGAACUAAGGGUUGGCGGAAUUGGCAAAAAUACUUCAGUGUGUAAUAUAGUGUGCUGGAUUAGCCUGUCCAUAUAUAAACUGUCUUUGCCUUUGAUUCUGUUGCCCAGUGCCAGAAGACUUGAGUUGAAUGGAUUUCUUUGCGUUGCCUGAUGCAUCUGUUCCCAAGCCCAGCCUUAUCGGUAUCCACUCAUGUCAC
Messenger RNA from Aspergillus homomorphus CBS 101889, 3626 nucleotides. RefSeq names its product peroxidase/cytochrome P450 family protein. The transcript is spliced from 7 exons. The annotation marks the transcript as partial. Gene Ontology annotation, biological process: response to oxidative stress. Gene Ontology annotation, molecular function: peroxidase activity; oxidoreductase activity, acting on paired donors, with incorporation or reduction of molecular oxygen; iron ion binding. NCBI's taxonomy places the organism in Eukaryota, Fungi, Ascomycota, Eurotiomycetes, Eurotiales, Aspergillaceae. The record is from RefSeq and is a predicted model, not a curated record.